Juglans microcarpa x Juglans regia is the source of this 2577-nucleotide messenger RNA. Its product is annotated as probable serine/threonine-protein kinase WNK9. The transcript has 7 exons. The record is from RefSeq and is a predicted model, not a curated record. Gene Ontology annotation, cellular component: cytoplasm. Gene Ontology annotation, molecular function: protein serine/threonine kinase activity; ATP binding. Gene Ontology annotation, biological process: protein phosphorylation; intracellular signal transduction. Bases 249 to 2474 code for a protein of 741 amino acids. NCBI's taxonomy places the organism in Eukaryota, Viridiplantae, Streptophyta, Magnoliopsida, Fagales, Juglandaceae.
GGCUCUCGGUUUCUAUCCUCCAAACCAUGUGACACUUUUUAACAAAUCCUUGCCUUUUUCCGGACUCUUCCCAUUAUUAUUAACUCACGCCUCCCUCUCUCUCUCUCUCUCUCUCUCGCAAAUAUUUAUUUUUUAUGAUAAAUUCUGUGUGCAUGCCAGAACGGUUGUAGAAGCAGAGUCACGGAGGGAAAGUUAGUCAGAUGAAUGAAAAAGGGGAGCCAAUAAUUCUGAGGAAAAAAAAGUAGAGGAUGAAUGAUCCUACCCAUCUUGAAUCGGAGUACUCUGAGUUUGUUGAAGUUGAUCCAACUGGCAGAUAUGGCAGAUACAAUGAAAUCCUCGGCAAAGGAGCUUCAAAGACAGUUUACAGGGCAUUUGAUGAGUAUGAAGGCAUUGAAGUUGCUUGGAACCAGGUUAAGCUUUAUGAUUUCCUGCAAAGCCCUGAGGAUCUUGAAAGACUCUAUUGUGAGAUUCAUCUCCUUAAGACACUGAAGCACCAGAACAUUAUGAAAUUUUACACUUCUUGGGUUGAUACUGCAAAUAGGAACAUCAACUUUGUUACAGAAAUGUUCACUUCCGGGACUCUGAGGCAGUAUAGACUGAAGCACAAGAGAGUUAACAUUAGGGCAAUAAAGCACUGGUGUAGGCAGAUCUUGAGUGGGCUUCUCUAUCUUCAUGGCCGAGAACCUCCAGUGAUCCACAGAGAUCUCAAGUGUGACAAUAUCUUUGUUAAUGGGAACCAAGGGGAAGUUAAGAUUGGCGAUCUUGGUCUUGCCGCAAUUCUCCGUAAAUCACAUGCGGCUCGAUGUGUUGGUACUCCAGAGUUCAUGGCUCCGGAAGUUUAUGAGGAGGCUUACAAUGAGUUAGUUGACAUUUACUCUUUUGGGAUGUGCGUCUUGGAAAUGGUCACUUUUGAAUAUCCGUAUAGUGAAUGCACUCAUUCUGCCCAGAUUUACAAGAAAGUUACUUCUGGGAAAAAACCAGAGGCUUUAUACAAAGUGAAGGAUCCGGAAGUGCGAAAAUUUGUGGAAAAAUGCUUGGCAACUGUAUCUCUAAGGCUUUCUGCAAGGGAGCUUCUGGAUGACCCUUUUCUCCAGAUAGAUGAUUGUGAAUAUGAUUUGAGACCCGGAGGUUACGGUGGAGAACUAGAUGAGACUGGUUCCCUUGCAAGGCAGCCGUUCCUCGAACAUAAUUGCAGUAAUAGCAUAUAUAGUAAUGGAUACACAAAUGGUUAUGAUUUUGAAGCUGAAAAUGAAUGGGGCUAUCAUCCAGUUGAGAUUGAACCAAAUGGAAUUGAACUUUUUGAGUACCACGAUGAUGAACAUUCUGAAGACGUUGACAUAAGUAUCAAAGGGAAAAUGAGAGAAGAUGGUGGCAUCUUUUUAAGACUUAGAAUUUCAGAUAAAGAAGGCCGUAUCCGAAACAUUUAUUUCCCAUUCGACAUUGAGACAGAUACAGCAUUGAGCGUAGCAACUGAAAUGGUUUCGGAACUGGAUAUUACCGAUCAGGAUGUGACCAGAAUAGCAGACAUGAUCGAUGGGGAAAUAGCUUGCUUGAUACCUGAAUGGAGGACCGGGCCAGGAAUUGAGGAAUUUGCUAAUCAAAACUUCUGUCACAAUUGUGCUUCCAAACAUACCUCUAGCGGCUCCCUCAUGGAUAUCCUGUCAAAUAACCUAGGCAUAAAGAACUUGCUUCUUCAAUGCUGUAGACAGGGAUGUGCUGCUAUGCAUGGCCGGUUCGAGGAGGUUACAUUCCAAGCUGAGGAGUCUGAGCAUCAUGUGACAGAGGGUGCACUGAAUGUAUCAAGCCAAUCAGACUGUUUGCAUUAUCAUGAUAUCUGGGGUCAGCAUGACAGCCCCGCACUUAGUUCAGUUGGCUCUGGACAGGGCCACUCUGAAGAAUACGAUAAACCAGAGCAAUCGGUAUCAGCCGAGGAUGAGACUGAGGGUAAUGUGAAUAAUAAUAAUCCAUCCAAAGCUGGAAACUCGACUCUAAAUUUCUCAGGUUCCCAUUCUUUUUUAUUGAAGCCGUCCUUGUAUAGUAACUUAUCAGAAAGUUAUGAGGAAGAAACUGAGCAGGAAUUGAGAUGGCUCAAAGCAAAGUACCAGUUAGAGUUGAGGGAACUCAGGGAUCAACAGUUAGGACUUGCAUCAAAAUCAUUAAUUUGUGGAAAUGGAGAAAACAAAAUAGAUAAUGGUCUUUUGGCAUCUUUAGUCUCCAAAACACUACCAGGGGAUAACAAUGAAACUCCCAUGAAGUCUUCUGCUUAUGAUGGUCAUCUUAGUUCCAAUCGCAGUGCUCAUGUCAAUAAGAGCUGCCCCGAUUUAGGAACCCAAAGAGCCAGGAGUUGUCAGGGCACGAAGGAUUCCCCUGAUGCAGAGGAUAUUGUUGCUGCCAAGAGUUUCUACAAAGGGUCACUUCUUCCACAUUCUCUUCACAGGACAGUUUCUCUACCAGUUGAUGCUAUUGAUGUAUAAAUCUAUAAGGUACUUUGGAUUCUUUUGUUAUCUCUACAUUCAUAGAGGCUGUAACAUUAACGAAUCCACCCUUUCUUGGCCAGGCAAUACCAGAUUCACCAAA